Alosa alosa (allis shad) is the source of this 4982-nucleotide messenger RNA. RefSeq names its product junctophilin 3a (gene jph3a). Lineage: Eukaryota; Metazoa; Chordata; Actinopteri; Clupeiformes; Clupeidae. The record is from RefSeq and is a predicted model, not a curated record. Gene Ontology annotation, biological process: regulation of synaptic plasticity. The coding region runs from base 767 to 3451 and encodes 894 amino acids. Gene Ontology annotation, cellular component: endoplasmic reticulum membrane; plasma membrane; junctional membrane complex. The transcript has 6 exons.
UGGAACAGUCCUGUGUUGAGCAGAAUCUAGACACUGAGCAUCAUAUGGCUAGGAUGGAUAUGGGUUAAAUACAAAGAUUGGGAUAUACAAAACCCUAUAGGGGAAGAUACAAAAGGCUGAAGAGAGGAAUAUUGGUGAUAUUUGUGACUCCGGCACAGCAUCUUCUAAGGGAAAAGGCUUCAGCUCCAUAUCGCAGCAGGAGCUUGGAGAGGAAGGAGAGCGGAAGGCAGAAAAAAAGCAAAGCAAGGGAAGGAACACUGCUCCAGACCUGGAUGUAAAGAUCUCCACAACGCGUGCAAGUGAGUGAGAGAGAGAGAGAACAACGGAGAAGAGCGAGAGAGAAAGAGAACGAGAGCAAGGGAGAGCGGAGCGGAGCCGAGGGACUGUGGAGUGGAGAGGGAUCGAGAAGCUCACGAUCAGCGUGCCCACGGGUGGAGGGGCCCAAUGACGGAAGCAGCAGCGCUGUUACAGUAGGCCCUACCUCUCUUUCAGGGAGCCAGGAGGAGACGACAAUAAUGAACAUGCUCUGAGAAGUUUUCUACAUCAGAUUUAUCUGAGUCAGUUCUUUCCUAAUUUCAUAUUUUUUUCUUUUUGUAUUUUUUAUUGUUUUUUUUUUUUUGUUUUUGUUUUUUUAAAGCUACGCCUUUCCCCGAAAAGGAGCAAAAAAUUAAUCUCACCUCGACCACAUUAUCCCCACACCUACCUUUUAUUGAUUAGUACCUGUUUUCCUUGACAUUCUGAGGAUUUGCCAAAACCUGUUUCAUGCAUGUCCACUGGAGGCAGGUUUGACUUUGAUGAUGGGGGGUCGUACUGUGGAGGGUGGGAACAGGGUAAGGCCCACGGGCGGGGGGUCUGCACGGGGCCCCAGGGCCAAGGGGAGUAUGCCGGGGCCUGGAGCCAUGGCUUCGAGGUCCUGGGGGUGUACACCUGGCCCAGCGGGAACAGUUACCAAGGCACAUGGGCACAAGGCAAGCGCCACGGCAUCGGCGUGGAGAGCAAAGGCCGGUGGGAGUACAGGGGCGAGUGGACACAAGGAUUUAAAGGCCGCUACGGGCAGCUGGAGAGCACAAGCAGCGGAGCUAAGUAUGAGGGGACCUGGAGCAAUGGUUUACAAGAUGGAUAUGGCACUGAGACAUACUCUGAUGGAGGAACGUACCAAGGCCAGUGGCUGGGGGGGAUGCGACACGGAUACGGAGUUCGACAAAGUGUGCCUUACGGCAUGGCGGCUGUCAUUCUCUCCCCUCUGCGCACCUCCAUAAACUCCCUGCGCUCGGAGCACAGCGAGGGGCCGUCGCAGGAGGACGGCAGCGCUGGUGGGGUGGGCAGGUCUGCGGGGAGCCCCGUUGGGCGCGGCGGCUUCGUGCUGUCCGCUCACGGCGACGCCGAGCGGCAGCGGAAAAGGAAGGGCCGCUUCCGUCAGUCCAUCCUGAGCGGCCUGAAGCUGCGCCGCUCGGAGUCCAAGAGCUCCCUGGCCAGCCAGCUGAGCAAGCAGAGCUCCUUCUGCAGCGAGGCCGGCAUGAGCACCGUCAGCUCGGCCGCCUCCGACAUCAACUCCAACGUCAGCCUGGGCGAGGUCGAGCUGGGCAACAGCGUGGACGCCACGGUGACGGAGAUCUAUGCCGGCGAGUGGAGGAACGACUGGCGGACGGGCUGGGGGGUCUGCCGGCGCACCGACGGCCUGCGGUACGAAGGGGAGUGGCUGGCCAACAAACGUCACGGCUAUGGCUGCACCACCUUCCCCGACGGCACGAAGGAGGAGGGGAAGUACAAGCAGAACGCACUGGUAAGUGGCAAGAGGAAGAACCUCAUCCCACUGCGCGCCAGCAAGAUCCGGGAGAAGGUGGACCGUGCUGUGGAGGCCGCAGAGAAGGCUGCAGACAUCGCCAAGCAGAAGGCUGAAAUAGCACUGUCCAGAAUGAGCCAUGCCAGAGGAAAAGCAGAGGCUGCCGAGGGUGUUGCACAGAGAGCCCUGGAGGAAUGCCGUCUAGCCAGGGUCAUUGCCAAAGAACUCUCCCCCUCCUUUAAUCACUAUGGGAAUGGGCUGGAGUGCAAGCGGCAGGAGAGGAAGGAGAAGGACAUAGAGGUGAUGUCGACCGGCACGGACAGCCCGGAGCUCUGCACGCCGGACACCACGCCUCCCGUCCUGACGCCGGAGCGGAGCCCCGUGCUGAGCAGCCCGUCGUCGCCGCCCUGCAGCCCGCCGUCGCACCGCGCCCGCAACGCCUGCUUCAUGCGCCAGGGCGCCGUGGACGAGCAGGGAGGGGCCGAGAUCCAGGUCCUGGUGGAAGGGAGGGGGGGCGUGGACCACCUGAGGGGCGGCGGAGGGAACGGCUGGUCGGCCGACAUGUAUCCCACCCGGAGGGGGAGCAAGGGGGAGAGCAGUCGCUCGACCACGCCAUCCCUGCUGGAGGAGGCAGAGCUGGGUCACAUGAACGGCCACGAGCAGACCAACGCCAAUCACAAGUCACGGGAGAACGUCUCCUUCAAUCACAAGCCCAUCGAGCACUCCCCCUCCGAGAAGUUGUGGGAACACAAGCCCUCCAACCAGAAGCCCUGGAAGCAUGCACCGUCGAACCACCGCUCCAGACAGUACUCGGCGCCUAACCAUCGGGAGUGGGAAAACUCCUCUUCCAACCACAAGUCCUGUGAGCGUGACUCUUCCAAACCACAGGUGCACAUCUAUUCCAAUCACAAGGCUCUGGGGCACAGUCUGCCCAAUCACAAGAACCACGAGCACGCUUCUUCCAAUCACAAGCCAAAGGAGUACAUAUCCACACAACACAAGCCAAAAGAUCACAUCCCUUCCAAUUACAACCCUCGAGAGCAGCAUGCACCCUCCUCCUAUCGCAAACCCCAUGACCACGUCUACUCCAAUCACAAACCGAGCCAGCCGACGUCCAAUCACGUUGUGGGCAAACCCGCCUUGUCUGACUUCAAGCCCAUCGAGCCGGAUAGGAAGUGCUCCCCCGUGGGAUGGGCCGCCGAGAACACCGCCCCCCAGUGGAGCCCCUCCCGCUCCCACCUGCUGGAGCAAGACGAGGAGAGGGUGGAUGACUACAGGGUGGAGAUGAGGCUCCAGCCCCCAGAGUCCUUCCCCCAGCAACACUUGGGCUCAGGCAACGAGUGUGCGGGUCCCAAAGGGCACAACUCACAGAGACUGAGGCUGAGGAACCAUGAAAGCAAAGACUGGGGUCUCUCGGCCAGAGAAGGGUCCAUGGACUCGGUACAAAUGCUGGACAGCCUGAAUGUAGGGGUGGACCUGGAGGAGUGGCCGCUGCACAGGGACGUCACCCUCUCCCCGCCCCUCACAUCAUCCCCCAUCACACUGGAACACGAGGGGGAGCAUCUAAACCUGAUCAAAUCAAACUCAGGUUCCAGCUCCAUUCUAGUGGUCAUGGUGAUUUUACUCAACAUCGGGGUCGCCAUUUUAUUCAUCCAUUUCUUCAUUUAACAUCAUGUAUGGCCUGCAUUAAUGAUAUAAGCAUUGCCAUCAUAAAUUGCACAUUAUUUUAGUUUAAGUCCACUUUUUGGACAAAAUUCAUAUUGGCUAAGUGCUACAUCCUCACUGAUGUAUUUAAGUAUUUCUGUCACCGUUCCAUUAGUUUUAGUAUUCUAACUUUGUUUUCCUCUCAGCUCAAUAUAAAGGCCCAUGUAAGGUAUUGUUUAAGCUUUGCGAUAACUACGGACAUUUAGUUUUUAAAAUAUGAGACCUAUACCUUAUUCAUUUGAACUUUUAACUCUCUUAAUGAGAUGUUUUAUUUAUUUGUAUUUAUUUAUUUAAAUUCAUAAUAUAUUUUGAGAGGAGAUUCAGGCCUGCUGAGCAGCAAGAUAGAAUAGUGUAGUGAGAUGGUCCCCUGUACAAAGACGUUGUAGCGCAUGUAAGCUGGUCAUGGGCAAAUAGCACAGGAUUUUGUUUAGCCAGGCCAAGACUACAUGAACCCAUAGCUUCCCCAUAUCUCCACACACCACAUGCAAAACAACACCACCAAUUUUAUUAAGUGUAAGAAGUAUGAUCUACUGUAUCUGAAAGGGCUUCAUCGUCAUACUCUGCAUUGCUAAGGGGAAAAAAAUGUAUAGAUGUAUGUUGUAUUUGGGUGAGUGCACAUCCAUUAUGUUCACACCCAACACAAUCCCCGGGUCAUCAUCGAUAUUAUGAUGUGUCAGCACAAGCUCAUCAAAACAUUUUGUUGUACUCACUUCAAAGCUAACACUGGCGCACCGUGGACACUAUAUCUUCCUGCCCCAACACACCCUCCCCACAUCCUUGCACUGGAUACCCAGUCUCCCUGAAAACACACCUCACCACCUCACCAUCCUACAUCUCUCACACACACACAUCGGAACAUUGCUGGUGGAGUAUUCUGGCUCACGCUCUGUAAAGUUUGAGACUGUUAUCUUAUGACCACUGCUUUAAAAAAAUAUAUUAUAUAUUACUCAACAGUUAGCAUCUUUUAACAGUUUGCAAGACAUCUUUGAAAAUGCUGAGUGCCUUUUUUACUUGAAAAAUCAUCCCAGCAAGCAGGCUUUGUUUAGGUGGCAUUCUGAGGUCAUAGGCUGGGGCAUGGAACGAUCUGUCUCUAUCCCAAUACAUAUUUGAACUGAUAAAACUAGAAAAAGCUGUUUACUUUAGAGAUGGCUUAUUAAAUCUGAUGAGCCUGAGGAGAUUUUUACAGCAUGUUUGUUAAGCCUGUUUUCUUCUGGUGUUACUCUGUGUGAAUUUCUGCCUGUCUCUCUAUCCAGCAACAUAGGCGACAAUAGGGACAACAGUGUAAAAAUGCCAGCUUACGUUUCUCAGUGGAACCUGACUGAAAUUAUCUGAGUUACUGAAUGAUAAAACUGCUACUGUAUAUUUUAUACUACUCACCCAGUGACAUCAUCAUGUUGUGAAAUCAUUGCAUGCCAAAGCAUGCCUUUUCUUACUCAAUGAUUUAUGAGGUUGUUUCCAAGUUAUGUGGAAAAUUAAUAAAUAUGUUUGAAGUUAA